AUGUCUGGACUUUUACAAACCGGCUCAACAUUGUGCAGUUCUCAACGAUCAACAAACUCUGCACAUACACAAUUAAAACCUAUUUUAAUGGCUAGAAACUCUUCUCUUGGAGAAAAUGUACCUCCUUCUAAUGGCUCUUCUGAGAAUCGACCACAACAACAACAACAAAACCAUCUUGCCCCUCCCCCAGUUGCUCCAGACAGUCCUCGACCACAAAAAAGUGAUCAAUCUCCAUUGGCCUCUGUUGGUUUAACUGUCCCUCUGCCAAGUACUGGUGGUAAUACAACCAAAAAAUGAUUUUGAAAAUAAAUUUG
Meloidogyne enterolobii is the source of this 314-nucleotide messenger RNA. The record is from the annotation of a GenBank genome assembly. NCBI's taxonomy places the organism in Eukaryota, Metazoa, Nematoda, Chromadorea, Rhabditida, Meloidogynidae.